Molecule: messenger RNA, 2320 nt
Organism: Anneissia japonica
Lineage: Eukaryota; Metazoa; Echinodermata; Crinoidea; Comatulida; Comatulidae
Product: histone acetyltransferase KAT5-like
Exons: 2
Coding region: 31-1467 (478 amino acids)
Biological process (GO): regulation of DNA-templated transcription
Molecular function (GO): histone acetyltransferase activity
Source: RefSeq, a predicted model, not a curated record
CAAAGGUCAAACAUAGGCACCCUUCCAAACAUGGCGGACGAGAAAGAAGUUGAGGAAAGUAGUAGUGUUCCGAGUUCAGAUCCAUUUGAUCUAGUGGUGGAAGGAUGUCGAUUGCCUGUAAAUAUGUCAAAUUCAGACGAAUGGCCACUAGCAGAAAUUCUUAGUAAAAAAGAUACUGAUAAUGGCCUUACGUUUUACGUUCAUUACAUUGACUACAACAAGCGAUUGGAUGAAUGGGUUACGCCUGAACGCCUGCGGCUGGAAGGGCUUCAGCUCCCGAAGAAGGAUGCUAAGACACCGGUGAAAGACCGAGGCCUAGGCCUAACUGUAAACAGUUGUAAUAGUUCAAGGGCUUCUAGUCCUGCCCCACCAGAGUUAGUGAAUGGGAAUUCAAAUAGUAGUGCUACACCCCUUGCAACUGUUCCUCCACCACAACCAGCCAUUGCAAUUAAGCAAAAGACAAAUGUUGGCAGGAAACGAAAACUUCCAUUUUCUGACUUAAGCACAACAGGGGAGGAAAAUCAAGAUGGAUCACAAUCUCAUGAAGUUCAACCUCGACAGACAGGAAGCAUGGUGACCGAAAAAAGCGAUGAUGUGCUCACCAGAAUCAAAAACAUUAAUUUGAUCGAAUUAGGAAAACACAGGAUUAAACCUUGGUACUUUUCACCAUAUCCGGUUGAAUUAACCAGUAAACAAGUCAUAUAUCUCUGUGAGUUCUGUCUGAAAUAUGCCAAAAGUUUCACUUGCCUCUCUCGGCAUAAAACGAAGUGCAACUUAAGGCAUCCACCAGGUAAUGAAAUUUAUCGUAAAAGUACCAUCUCAUUUUUCGAAAUUGAUGGACGAAAAAACAAAGCUUACUCACAGAACCUCUGCUUGUUGGCAAAGUUAUUUCUGGAUCAUAAAACUUUGUACUACGACACGGAUCCGUUUCUAUUCUAUGUCAUGACGGAGUAUGACAGUAUGGGUUUUCAUAUUGUCGGCUACUUCUCAAAGGAGAAAGAAUCAUCUGAGGACUACAAUGUGGCUUGUAUUCUGACACUUCCACCAUAUCAGAGGAAAGGCUAUGGCAAGUUGCUGAUAGAAUUAAGCUAUGCAUUGUCUCAGUUUGAAGGAAAGACUGGAUCACCAGAAAAACCGCUCUCAGAUCUUGGCUUGCUCUCAUACCGGAGCUACUGGUCACAAACUAUACUUGAGACAAUUUUAAAACUCCAGAAUCCGUCAGAUGGAGAACGCCCUCAAAUAACUAUUCAUGAAAUUUGCGAAGCGACUAGCAUACGAAAGGAAGAUGUGAUAUCCACACUACAGCACUUAAAUUUGAUAAAUUACUAUAAGGGUCAGUAUAUUCUGACACUUUCAAAGGAAACAUUAGAUACUCAACAGAAAGCGAUGUCGAAAAGAACAAUCCGAAUUGACCCCAAAUGUUUGCAUUGGACUCCAAAAGACUGGUCCAAAAGGGGCAAGUGGUAGAUAUUAAAAGCUUCCUAGAGACACUGAAAUCAAAACCAUUCCAUGUUUUUACCUCGUUGGAUAUUUUCUGAACUGUAAAGCAGAUUUUUUCCUGCUACAAAGUCCACUCUUGUUUUAACCCAUGUGAAACUAUUUUAUUUUAAGUGUACAAGCUUAUUUCACAUGUUUGUAGCUUAACUGGGUGACAUUCGUACACCUGUAGACAGCAAUCUGACCUCCUUUGUACAAAUAUAAAAUAUGAACUUUCACAUUUUUUGGUUUUUCGUAUUUCCUAGUAUUGAUAUUGUGUGGAUCAAAAAUACUAUUGCACAGUUUGUGCACUCAAAAUUGUUUAUUUUGACUCCUUUAAAUUUAUAUGCGUGCUAUGGUCAUUUGUAUGUAGCGAAUAGUAUUUUAUUAACCAAGCUAAAUUUACCCUUUAUUUUAGUCAAAGUUAAUACAAUGUGAUUAUGGCUUUAUACUACUUAUUGUAUUGCUUAUUUUGUGACUAUUGAAAAGAUAGAAGGCAGGUAUAGUGGGGUUGAUCCAUUUUCAUGUGGGUAGUUGAGAAACCAUGGAGAUUACACAAUACAGCUCCACAAUAUUGAGGCAUGGACAUUUUUGUUAAACAGACAUGCUAAAAAAACAUGCUCUGCAACCAAUUUACAAAUAUAAGUCCUUGAUAAUAGAUUUUGUAUGGAUUUUAGUUUAAUCUUUAUCAAUAACAACAUGACAAUUCACUAUGGUGUCAUGAUGAUGAUGACUGCUUAUUUUUAUUGUUUGUUUAUACAAUUUCAUAUUCAGCAAUGGAACACCAAAUGUUUGUACUGCUGUGACAGUGUACACAAUAAAAAGUGUCAUAUUUUUAACCUAC